Molecule: messenger RNA, 1625 nt
Organism: Penicillium subrubescens
Lineage: Eukaryota; Fungi; Ascomycota; Eurotiomycetes; Eurotiales; Aspergillaceae
Product: putative translation elongation factor eEF-1 subunit gamma
Exons: 3
Coding region: 53-1276 (407 amino acids)
Biological process (GO): translational elongation
Cellular component (GO): nucleus; cytoplasm
Molecular function (GO): translation elongation factor activity
Source: RefSeq, a predicted model, not a curated record
CCUCUCCUUUCCUUUUCUUUUCUCUCCUCAUCACACAUCCCUUGCUUUCAAAAUGGCUUUCGGAAAGCUCUACGGUCUCCCUGAGAACGGUCGUACCAUCUCCGUCCUGGUCGCUGCCAAGCACAACGACCUCGACUUGGAGUUGGUCAAGACCCAGCCCAACUCUGCUGUUAACACCAGCGCUGAGUACCUCAAGAUCCAGCCCCUCGGCAAGAUCCCCGCCUUCGAGGGUGCCAAUGGCUUCACUCUGUCCGAGGUUAUCGCCAUUGCCAUCUACGUGACCUCCCAGAACGAGAAGACCACUCUCCUCGGCAAGACCAAGCAGGACUAUGCUUCCAUCGUCCGCUGGAUGUCCUUUGCCAACGGCGAGCUCCUCCCCAAGGUCGGCUCCUGGUACCGCCCCCUCCUCGGCCUCGACGGCUACAACAAGAAGACCGUCGAUGAGGCUGCCAAGGCUGCCCAGAAGACCAUUGCCGUCCUCGAGCAGCACCUCACUGCCAACACCUACCUGGUCGGCGAGCGCAUCACCCUGGCUGAUCUCUUCACUGCCUCCCUCUUGACCCGUGCCUUCGCCACCGUUCUGGACAAGAAGUUCCGUGACGCCAACCCCGCCGUUACCCGCUGGUACAACACCAUCAUCAACCAGGCCGCUUUCAAGGCUGUUGUCCCCUCCCCCGUCUUCGCUGAGGAGAUCAUCAAGUACACUCCCCCCAAGAAGGAGGAGAAGCCCAAGCCCGCUGCUGCCUCCGCUGCGCAGGCUGAGGAGGAGCCUGCUCCCGCCCCCAAGCCCAAGCACCCCCUCGAGGCCCUUGGCAAGCCCACCCUCAUCCUCGAUGAGUGGAAGCGCCAGUACUCCAACGAGGACACCCGUCCCGUUGCCCUCCCCUGGUUCUGGCAGAACUACAAGCCCGAGGAGUACUCCCUCUGGAAGGUUGACUACAAGUACAACGAGGAGCUCAAGCUCACCUUCAUGGCCAACAACCUGAUCGGUGGCUUCCACGCCCGUCUUGAGGCUUCCCGCAAGUACCUUUUCGGUGCCCAGGCUGUCUACGGUGCCAACUACGCCUGUGUCAUCAAGGGUGUCUUCAUGGUCCGCGGCCAGGAGGCUCUCCCCGCCUUCGAUGUCGCCCCCGACUACGAGUCCUACGACUUCACCAAGCUCGACCACACCUCCGAGGCUGAUCGCAAGUACAUCGAGGACCUGUGGGCCUGGGACGUCCCCGUCACUGUUGACGGCAAGACCCUCGAGUUCGCUGACGGCCACGUCUUCAAAUAAGCGUGUGCGCCAAGCACUCCCCAUUCUCCUUUCUCAAUGAAUACCCCCUGGAGAGCGAUAUUUGAUCAUUUUAUGACCCUCGUGUCCCGCUCAUCCUUUCCUCUUUUCUUCGUACUACCCGUGCCUUGAUGUCGCGGCCGGGAGUCAAAAUGCCCCCCUUAUUUUUUUUACGUGACGAUGUGGUUCAUGUCCAUGGUUAUGAUAUGUUGUGAUGCGAGAUGAGAUGAACGACUUGCGUAGUCUGGGUUGCCAUUGUGCACUCGGAUACGUGGUCGCCGCUAGGUUACUACGUCUAGCUAUCAAUGAAUGAAUUGGGACUUGAUUGUCUCGAUGAAUUUAUUCGUGAAUA